Messenger RNA from Pan troglodytes (chimpanzee), 5379 nucleotides. It is a transcript of the gene TBC1D9B, whose product is annotated as TBC1 domain family member 9B. The transcript is spliced from 22 exons. NCBI's taxonomy places the organism in Eukaryota, Metazoa, Chordata, Mammalia, Primates, Hominidae. The coding region runs from base 119 to 4003 and encodes 1294 amino acids. Gene Ontology annotation, molecular function: calcium ion binding. The record is from RefSeq and is a predicted model, not a curated record.
CGCCCGGCCCCGCCCCGCCCCGGCCGGCUCCGCCCGCUCCGCACGCUCCGCUCCGGGACGCCGACGGCGGCGGGCGCUUCCGCCUCGCGGGCCUCGGCCCGGUGCGAGCGGCUCCGCGAUGUGGCUGAGCCCGGAGGAGGUGCUGGUGGCCAAUGCGCUGUGGGUGACGGAGCGGGCCAACCCCUUCUUCGUGCUGCAGCGACGCCGGGGCCACGGCAAGGGCGGCGGCCUUACGGGUCUUCUCGUGGGCACCCUGGACGUGGUGCUGGACUCCAGUGCCCGCGUGGCCCCUUACCGCAUCCUGCACCAGACCCAGGACUCCCAGGUCUACUGGACAGUGGCGUGUGGUUCUUCCCGCAAAGAGAUCACAAAACACUGGGAAUGGCUGGAAAAUAACUUGCUCCAGACACUGUCCAUCUUCGACAGUGAGGAAGAUAUCACCACCUUCGUCAAGGGCAAGAUACACGGAAUCAUCGCAGAAGAGAACAAGAACCUGCAGCCCCAGGGAGACGAGGACCCCGGGAAGUUCAAGGAGGCUGAGCUGAAGAUGCGGAAGCAGUUUGGGAUGCCUGAGGGCGAGAAGCUGGUGAACUACUACUCCUGCAGCUACUGGAAGGGCCGCGUGCCCCGGCAGGGCUGGCUGUACCUGACGGUCAACCACCUGUGCUUCUACUCCUUCCUGCUGGGGAAGGAAGUGAGCCUCGUGGUGCAGUGGGUGGACAUAACGCGUCUGGAGAAGAACGCCACCCUGCUCUUCCCCGAGAGCAUCCGUGUGGACACCCGCGACCAGGAGCUCUUCUUCUCCAUGUUCCUUAACAUCGGCGAGACCUUCAAGCUCAUGGAGCAGUUGGCCAACCUGGCCAUGCGGCAGCUGCUGGACAGCGAGGGCUUCCUGGAGGACAAGGCCCUGCCUAGGCCCAUCCGGCCACACAGGAACAUCUCAGCCCUGAAGCGAGACCUGGACGCCCGAGCCAAGAAUGAGUGCUACCGAGCCACGUUCCAGCUGCCCAGGGAUGAGCGGCUAGACGGCCACACAAGCUGCACCCUGUGGACGCCGUUCAACAAGCUGCACAUCCCUGGCCAGAUGUUCAUCUCCAACAACUACAUCUGCUUCGCCAGCAAGGAGGAGGACGCUUGCCACCUCAUCAUACCCCUGAGGGAGGUGACCAUUGUCGAAAAAGCUGACAGCUCCAGCGUGCUGCCCAGCCCCCUGUCCAUCAGCACCAAAAGCAAAAUGACAUUCCUGUUUGCCAACCUGAAAGACCGUGAUUUCUUGGUGCAGAGGAUCUCUGACUUCCUCCAGAAAACACCAUCCAAGCAGCCAGGCAGUAUCGGGAGCAGGAAAGCCAGUGUUGUGGACCCUAGCACAGAGUCUUCCCCAGCUCCUCAGGAGGUGUCGGAGCAGCCCGCCAGCCCAGCCUCUCCCCUCAGCAGCCGCCAGAGCUUCUGUGCGCAGGAGGCGCCAACCGCAUCCCAGGGCCUGCUCAAGCUCUUCCAGAAAAACUCGCCCAUGGAGGACCUUGGAGCCAAGGGGGCCAAGGAGAAGAUGAAAGAGGAGUCAUGGCACAUCCACUUCUUCGAGUACGGGCGUGGCGUGUGCAUGUACCGCACAGCCAAGACACGGGCACUGGUCCUGAAGGGCAUCCCUGAGAGCCUCCGGGGAGAGCUGUGGCUCCUCUUCUCCGGGGCCUGGAAUGAGAUGGUGACUCACCCCGGGUACUAUGCUGAGCUGGUGGAGAAGUCCACCGGGAAGUACAGCCUGGCCACAGAGGAGAUCGAGCGAGACCUGCACCGCUCCAUGCCCGAGCACCCUGCCUUCCAGAACGAGCUCGGGAUUGCUGCCCUCCGGCGGGUGCUGACUGCCUAUGCCUUCCGAAACCCCACCAUCGGCUACUGCCAGGCAAUGAACAUCGUGACCUCGGUGCUCCUGCUCUAUGGCAGUGAGGAGGAGGCCUUCUGGCUGCUGGUGGCCCUGUGCGAGCGCAUGCUGCCUGACUACUACAACACCAGGGUGGUGGCACUCCAAGUCUCCCUCAGCCCUCACUGCACAGCUGGCAGGGCUGGAGUGGCCAGGGCUCGUACGCUGCAGGCGAGGGCCCACCCAGGCCACAGGGUGGGCUCACCAUCAGCCUCGCUCAUCCUGCCCGCAGGAGCCCUGGUGGACCAAGGCAUCUUCGAAGAGCUCACGAGAGACUUCCUGCCGCAGCUCUCGGAGAAGAUGCAGGACCUGGGGGUGAUCUCCAGCAUCUCGCUGUCCUGGUUCCUGACCCUCUUCCUCAGCGUCAUGCCCUUCGAGAGCGCCGUGGUCAUCGUCGACUGCUUUUUCUAUGAGGGCAUCAAGGUGAUCCUGCAGGUGGCCCUGGCCAUCCUGGACGCCAACAUGGAGCAGCUGCUGGGCUGCAGCGACGAGGGCGAGGCCAUGACCAUGCUGGGCAGAUACCUGGAUAAUGUGGUCAACAAGCAGAGUGUCUCUCCUCCUAUCCCGCACCUCCGUGCCUUGCUGAGCAGCGGCGAUGACCCCCCUGCAGAGGUGGACAUCUUUGAGCUCCUGAAAGUGUCCUAUGAGAAAUUCAGCAGCCUGAGGGCCGAAGACAUUGAGCAGAUGCGGUUUAAACAGAGGCUGAAAGUGAUCCAGUCCUUGGAGGACACGGCCAAGAGGAGUGUGGUCCGAGCUAUACCUGUGGACAUUGGUUUCUCCAUUGAAGAGCUGGAGGACCUUUACAUGGUGUUUAAGGCCAAGCACCUGGCUAGCCAGUACUGGGGGUGCAGCCGCACAAUGGCUGGCCGUCGGGACCCCAGCCUGCCCUACCUGGAGCAGUACCGGAUUGAUGCCAGCCAGUUCCGGGAACUCUUUGCCAGCCUGACACCCUGGGCCUGCGGCUCCCACACACCUCUGCUGGCAGGGCGCAUGUUCAGGCUCCUGGGCGAAAACAAGGACUCGCUGAUCAACUUCAAGGAGUUCGUGACGGGGAUGAGCGGGAUGUACCACGGGGACCUGACAGAGAAGCUCAAGGUGCUCUACAAGCUACACCUUCCCCCAGCUCUGAGCCCAGAGGAAGCCGAGUCAGCCCUGGAGGCGGCCCAUUAUUUCACAGAGGACAGCUCCUCAGAAGCAUCUCCUCUGGCCUCAGAUCUGGAUCUUUUCCUGCCCUGGGAGGCUCAAGAAGCACUACCACAGGAAGAGCAAGAAGGAAGUGGAAGUGAGGAGAGAGGAGAGGAGAAGGGGACCAGCUCUCCGGACUAUCGGCACUACCUUCGAAUGUGGGCCAAGGAGAAAGAGGCUCAGAAGGAGACGAUUAAGGAUCUUCCCAAGAUGAACCAGGAGCAGUUCAUUGAGCUGUGCAAGACGCUUUACAACAUGUUCAGUGAAGACCCCAUGGAGCAGGACCUGUACCACGCCAUCGCCACCGUGGCCAGCCUCCUGCUCCGCAUCGGAGAGGUGGGGAAGAAGUUCUCAGCCCACACAGGCAGGAAGCCCAGGGACUGUGCCACUGAGGAGGACGAGCCACCAGCACCCGAACUGCAUCAGGACACAGCCAGGGAGCUUCAGCCCCCAGCUGCAGGAGACCCCCAAGCCAAAGCAGGCGGAGACGCACACCUCGGAAAAGCCCCACAGGAGAGCCAGGUGGUGGUGGAGGGGGGCAGCGGCGAGGGACAGGGCUCACCCUCCCAGCUGCUGUCUGACGAUGAAACCAAAGACGACAUGUCCAUGUCCUCAUACUCGGUGGUCAGCACGGGCUCCCUGCAAUGUGAAGACCUUGCAGACGACACGGUGCUGGUGGGCGGGGAGGCCUGCAGCCCCACAGCGCGCAUCGGCGGCACCGUCGACACCGACUGGUGCAUCUCCUUUGAGCAGAUCCUGGCCUCCAUCCUGACGGAGUCCGUGCUGGUGAACUUCUUUGAGAAGAGAGUGGACAUUGGACUCAAGAUCAAGGACCAAAAGAAAGUGGAGAGACAGUUCAGCACCGCCAGUGACCAUGAGCAGCCUGGAGUUUCCGGCUGAUGCCUGCAGCUGUGAGGCCUGGCCCGAGGUGUCAUCAGUGGGGCUGGCCUCAUCUCCUCCUGCCUUUCCUCCCUUAUCAGUUUCUCUUUAAAGGUGUCCCCCUCAUGCUCUCCCAGGAGCAGUGAGUUGUGAGUGGAAAGAAGGCUGGUGCAGACCCAGCUGCCUUAGACAGAUUCCCUGGGCCUGCAUCUCCUGGCGCCGGCUGCUUCUGGGCCCAGGAAGAGGCUGUGGCUCCCACCUUCCUUACACCUGGUGGGAGCCCGCCUCGCACCAGCUGCACCUGCCUAGCAUUAGAGGCUCUCAGAUCUGCCCUUGCUUACCUCAUACCUCUGUGCCCCACACUGCGGCCAGGCCAGCCGAGUCCCUCCAUCCGUGGAUGCUUUCCUGCAGCUAUGUGGUAUGGGGGUCAUUCCUGCCUCUUGGCACCAGGUUGGGGGGCAUGUGCUUGUUGGGCACCAAAGUGAUGGAACCCUCAGGUGCUCUCCGGGAGCCUGAACCUCCUGACUGAGGAACAUGGGCAGAACAUGUUUAUUGCACAGAGUGGGCGCUGCGCACAGGCGUGGCUAUACACGUGCUCUCAGCUCAUCAUCCUUUCCAGUAACUUUAAAAACACAUCCCUCAGGUCCUGAUAUAUUUCCUUGGAUUCAUUUCACUUGGCUAGAAAUUACACUGUGCUCAAUGCCUUAAUAAAUCCCUGAAAGAAAUAAAACCCACUGUGUGCAAUGCCUUGCUGUGGCCCCCAACCACUGCUUAGGCCUCCCAACUUCUCCCCAGGCCAAGUAUGGGGCCCUGGCUGUGUUCUGGAAGUUCAAGACACUUAGUCCUCCACAGUGGGUGGAAGAGUGAAAGGCCUGCCAGGUCAGAUGGAGACGCAGAACCUGCUGGUGCAAGCUGAGCAGGUCCUGACCAACCUGCAUCAGGGGAUGCCCUGAGCUCCACAGGUCUUCAUGGGCAGGGGUUGUGGGUCCUGGUGAAGGAAGUGCAUCCUCAGGCCUGGGCUGUAGCAAGCUGUCUGCCCUUGGGUUCAAGAACCAGACUGUGGAGCCAAAGGUGACCGCAGGGGGCCCCAGGGCUGAGCCACAAGGAUACCCUCACUUUGCAUGAGGAGCUGAAACUGACCAGUGUCCAGUGUUAGCCCCCACAUGGGGCUGCUCUUGCUUCUACUAAAAGAUACAGCAGUUACCCCCUUAUCCACAGGGGAUACAGUGGAUAUCUAAAACCAGACCCCCAGCGGAUGUCUAAAACCACAGAUAAUAACAAACCUUAUACAUACUGUUUUUUCCUAUGCAUACAUACCUGUGAUUAAGUUUAUGAAUUAGGCACCUUAAGAGAUUGACAACAAUAACUAAUAAUAAAAUGUAACGGUUAUACUGUAA